Molecule: messenger RNA, 4091 nt
Organism: Mercenaria mercenaria
Lineage: Eukaryota; Metazoa; Mollusca; Bivalvia; Venerida; Veneridae
Exons: 10
Coding region: 89-1042 (317 amino acids)
Source: RefSeq, a predicted model, not a curated record
CAGAUAAACUUUCUUUUUACGAAAAACUAAAUAUAUACUGUGUUCAUUUAAUUGACUCUUUAUAUUAACUACAUGAGAAAGUACAAAAAUGGAAUUGCGGAUUUAUUUUUCAUUAUAUGCAUAUGCGAUUGUAAAACUUCUAUUAAUUUCUUGCAUAGAUUGUGAGUGCGUGCUACCUUUGUCCAGCGGUAUAUGGAUAUCGUCGUCACGCGGUACAUGGACAGUACCGGAAAAUAGGACAGAAAUACAGAACUUCAAAGCCACCCUAGCCCUAUCGCAAACAAUGUCCGAUCUAACGUGCAUCAGCUCGUCUGGAAAUCAGUAUAUACUUGGAACAAGUUCCGAUAUACAACUUUUUCCUGGCAUCUUUGUGAAUUCUUACACAUGUAUAGAAUUCCAAACAACAUCACACACGCCUUCAAAAUAUGAAUUUUAUUUUGUUACAGAUAUUGAUAUUGCCACUGGUGAGCCAUUUACCUCAAAUGUCAAUACGGUAUGUGACGGCACUGUCGCAGAAACGGCUUCAAACACAAACAUUCUUUUAGCAGAUGGAACAGCUGCAGAGACAGUAAAAGAGAGUUUACCAAACGUGAUUAGAGGGGACUACACAGUAACUAUUACAGAUCAAAACAGUGCGACAAGUAACCAGACAUUGCUCGGGUCUUGUAAUGAUACGAGUGCCUUUUACUUCUCUGAAAUAGUGAACGCAACACAAGCUGUGAGUGCCGUUGGAUUUUCAGAUUCUGGAGUGUUGUACAACAUGAAGUCUUUCACAUCAAACGGUGUAACGUACAUUUACACAUACAAUAAUGACACGUCUGUAAACUCAUUCUCUACCUAUACAUUUUCUUGCUGGGCUGUUGCUCAGGCGUCUGGCUCCUCAUUGGUGUAUGCCACAGUGUUUCCAGAGGUAUGUCAGGUCAACCAGAAUGCUUCACAUGUACCCAGCGGAGGACAGGUUCUGAUCCUUGAGCCAUCAGUCACCUGCCGUGAGUAUCAGUGUAAUGUGUUUUGUAGUUUCAGAUUCUCGGUUCAUAUCUGAAUAAUAUACUUUAAUUUAAUAAAAUAUUUCUCUUUUAGAUUCAUUAGUUUUAACAAGAAAUUAUCGAUAAAUUUAUCAUGCCAUCAAUGUGACGUAAGUUUGCAUGAUACAUACAUAUAAUAUUUCUUCAUAAGCAAAAUAUUUUAUCUGGGUGAAAAGUUCUUUUUGAAAAGCGUUUAUUUGUAAGAUUAUAAACCUCGAGUGACAUUUACGAUAAAAAUCGUAUGAACGACAAGUAAACAAAAAGGAAAAGAAAGGCUAAAAAGAUAUACAUGUAUUUGAUACACAGCUGAAACUCAGUAUCUUGCAUUCCGAGGGAUCGACUAUGUUACUUAUAGAUAACCGAAAUUUGACUUAAAAAUACAUUUAUGCACGUGUUUUCAGGACGGCACUUGAAAAUGUCUUCGAGAUGGCCGUAAUUUUGAGAAAAGCGUGUUCGAGAUAUUGAGUUUCAACUGUAUAUCACAAUAGUUUUAACAUAGGAAGCAACAUAACUGUGUUUAUUUGCAUUGCCUGUACUAGCAAAGUAUAGUUUAAAAGAAGCAGAAAAGAUGGUACAUAAUAAGACAGUAUUUUACGCACGUAUGAGUUGAUGUGUAGUUUGUUUAUUGCAAAGGGUAUUUUAUUUAAAUUACAGAAUACGUUAUAAAGGAGAGAUUAGUUUGUUUAUUACAAAAGGUAUUUUAUUUAAAUUACCGAAUGCGUUAUAAAGGAGAAAUGUCAAAAGAAAUCUGCAUUUUUAUCAGUGAAAAACAAACAAACCUAUGACGUAAUGGCUAAAGUUAGCAUUCAAAAUUAAUAUUCUAACCAUGACCUUAUUUAAAAUUUGUAAUUUUACACAGUAAUGGAUUUUCCAGGAAGCGUAAUCGAUAUUUAUUCGUAAAAGCUGACAGUUUUCGUAUAUUUUGUCUAAAAUCUGUAAGUAUCAACUAAAACAUAAAUACAAUGUGGUAUGUUUUUGCCAAAGACAUGCAGACAUCUAUUUAUUAUUUUCGAAUGUCGCUAGGCAAUAUAUUAAGACCUUACCAGAAAGAACAGAUUUACACUUUGUUUUCACUGCAUGACUAAAGAUUUUUCACCAUCUAUUAAAGUGGAAUUAUGGGCAUUUUUUCAAGUAAAAAUCUAGCUGAAAUAGAUGUGUGUGUGAAAAGGAUGGAGGAAAUUGUAACUUUUAACCCAAUAUACCAAACUCUUCCUGUUACCAGUACAAAAAAGUAACUUUCCAAAUAUGACUUUUCUUAUUUUGACUGGGGCAGUCUUUUUAAGAAAAGUAAAACUGCACGCAGGAGUUGCUUCCCUUCAAAUCUCUACUUACAGGUAAGGGAGAUCACUGCGUAGAAGAUUGAAGAAAAGAACUAUUAUUUUAUUAGUCCGAUUUCUUUAUUUAUAAAGCACCAACUUCAAAUGCUUAUGCGGCAUCAUUGUUAAUUUAACAUAUUUAAAUGCACAGCAACCGAAAAUUGCUUUUAUAGAACAUUCACCAAAAUCACACUAUGUGCAGUAAGAUGCGCAUAAUGCCACUUUAACAUUGCCAAAUGUUGUAUUAUUACAGCGGACACAACGGCUGAGGGGAGUUCAGGUCUUAGUGCUGCAGUUAUAGCCGUCAUAGUUCUGGUUUGUGUGAUCGUUGUGGUAGUCAUUGUUAUUGUUAUCAUUUACUUCAUCAGAAAGAAGAAACGAAAAGACCUGUCGCAACCGGUUCCAAAGGAAGAGGCAGAUGAUAAACAGAGGUUAAAAGGUACAAAACGAGCAAAAUCUUCGAACGACAUUGAUUCAGCUCGUCUCAUUAACGAACAAAAUAAGCAGAAACUUGCGAAAAAGCUUGCAAAGAAGAAAGAAACACGGACAGUCGCGGUACAAGCCUCAAUAUGGACAGCGCCCAUAAAAAGGACAACAACAGCUCUUAAGGAAAGUGUCAAAAGGUCAGACUCGCAAGGCUCAAUGAAAUUCAUUCCAUAUCUUGAUAAACCGGUGAUUAAAGCUAAACAGCCCGCCGAUAUAAGAAACAGUGUACUAAGAUCGAAUACAACAUUAGAAAACAAGAGUUCUGUCAAGGAACAACCAACUGUUACAAGAUCCAAAACAACAGUAGAACAAAAUGGCGUCGGUCCUAGAGCUGUACCUAAAUAUCUUGUAAAGAAAAACAAAGUAAGCAGUCAAAGGCAUAAACUUACAAAACAAAUUUCUGAGAUAGCUACACAUUCUACAGACUACUAUGCAAACGAAUUCGAAAAACGAUUUCAAUUCCCAAAUGAAGGAAACCCAAAUGAGUUCCACAACACUUUUGAUAUUCCUGACGAGACAAUAAAGAGUAACGAUGAAAAAGAUGAAAGCAGCAAUUCCAAAGAGAUAACACAAAAUGUUAGGGAAGAACAUGAAACAAAAGUAAAAUUUGAAUCAGAAAAAGUCAAACAUGUUCGGGAAUAUACUAAAACUUCCCUGCGGUCUCGACCGUCAACAACCGAUGGUGUUUUAGGUACUAACUUUAAUAAAACAGGUUCGGUUCGGAAAACUAAUUCAGAAAAAAUGGAUCGCUCAAAGACGAUUAUGAAGUUUAGCUACAACUCGCCGUAUGCCAUGACUGCUGCUCAGAGGGACUACUCCUCACAGAAGCAGCAUGGAUUAGAGAGCAAAUUAAGAAAGACAUGAAAAGUAAAAAACAUAUAGAAGAAAUGAGAAAACUUGAAGGCCAAAGGGCAUUUGAUACAUGGAUAAAAAAUAAGCGUAAAUCUAUUACAUCUUUUAGAAGACAAAUUUCGAAGGCUUCAUUCAAAACGCCAAGAACAAACAGGUCUUUAGUUGAGAGUUCGACUUCGUCUACAUGAAGUUACUUUGUUUUAUUUCUAAAUAGAUUCGUGAACCAAAUAAAUGGAUUUUGUUUUACCAGUUUGCAACUGUGAUAAAUAAAUAAAUGAUCUUAAAAGAUUCGAACAUUUCGCGUCAAAAUAGUUUUAGAAAUAUUAUUCUGUAUUAUUAUUCACUUCUAGGUUACUGCUAACGUUUUUAUUUUUGAUUACAAUUUCUAUUGAAAUAAGUUAAAAUUCAGAUA